This is a messenger RNA of Prorocentrum cordatum, 1189 nucleotides long. The record is from the annotation of a GenBank genome assembly. Lineage: Eukaryota; Dinophyceae; Prorocentrales; Prorocentraceae.
CCGAUGUAGGCCACCAGCCUCCCUGAAGGGCUGGCGUGGUGGAGGGCCACCGCCGCAGCCGUCUGGGCUUCAUCGGCGCGGCUCCGCGCGGCGCCGCGCGGCGCCACUGCGCCGAGGCCCAGCAAAAAGCACUCGCUGGCCCCCGCCCGCUGCGCCCGCCGCGCUGGCCUUGCCCCGCGUGUCGGCGCCAUGGCGGCGGCGGCCGGCGGCGGCCAGCGGCAGGACGCCACGCUCGCGGGGCGGUGCGAGCUGCGCCGGCUGCUAGGGCGGGGCGCCUUUGGGGAGGUCUGGCUCGCCGACGGCCCCGAGGGUGUCCAGUUCGCCGUGAAGGUGGUUCCGUGCGACAGCGCCGCCGGCGAGGCGGAGGGCGCGGCCGCGCAGGCCCGCCGUGGCUCGGCGCUGCGGGAAGCGGAGCUCCUGAAGGAGCUGCGGCACCCGCACAUCGUCGCCUGCCAGGAGGUGUCAUACGACGGCGAGCGGCAGGUCGUCCGGCUGGUGCUCGAAUACAUGGACGGCGGUGACCUGCACGGGCUCAUCGAGGCCCGCCGGGAGGGCGGCGGCGACCUCCUCGGGGCGCACUUCGCCCGGAGGGUGCUGGCCGCCGUAGGGGGCGCCCUGAAUUUUGUCCACGCCCGGAGCAUUUUGCACCGGGACGUCAACCCGCCAACAUCCUGCUGGCCCGCAGAUCCCAGCGGAUCAAGCUGGCCGAUUUCGGCAUCGCCAAGCUGGUGGAGGCAUCGACGCUUAAGGCGUUCACGUGUGUGGGGACCCCGUACUACGUCUCGCCCGAGCUGAUCUCCGGGGAGGAGAGUACGGACCCCCGGCCGACUGCUGGGCCAUGGGCGCCGUGAUGUACGAGGUCGCGGCCCUGCGGAGGCCGUUCGAGGCCUCCAACCAGCUGGCGCUCGUGCGGCGCAUCUGCGAGGAGAGCCCGGCGGCGCUGCCAGAGGGCACCUCGGAGGACGUGAGCCGCGCCGCGCUCGGGCUGCUCGCCAAGGACCCGCUGGAGCGCAUGCGCCUCGUGGAGGCGCUGGGCGUGAGCGACGCGGUGUCUGCGCUGGUGGUGGACGGCGACGCGCCUGGGCCCGAGAGCCCGCCCACGGCGGAGCCAGGGAUACCCCUGGGCCCCGCGGGGGGCGCCAGCGACGCCAGCGGCGCGGCCGGCGGGCCCGACAGCGACUGGGCCGGC